Andrographis paniculata is the source of this 1997-nucleotide messenger RNA. Its product is annotated as F-box protein CPR1-like. Gene Ontology annotation, molecular function: protein binding. The record is from RefSeq and is a predicted model, not a curated record. NCBI's taxonomy places the organism in Eukaryota, Viridiplantae, Streptophyta, Magnoliopsida, Lamiales, Acanthaceae. The transcript is spliced from 2 exons. Bases 173 to 1327 code for a protein of 384 amino acids.
CACAAAUUGAUUCUCUGUGCACCGACUUUUCGUAUCACCGUUUAUAAUUGAGGCAAGUUGGAUUGAUGCGGUUAAAUAAAUAGCAGUGGAAGUUUCAUCCGAGCUCGUCUCGUCUGGUAGACUCGUAGUUCGUGUUCUUUUCAGACGACAAACCCCAAUAAUCUCUAGCUAAAUGGAAGGCCCCAGAAACAGUUUUCUGCCAGAGGACGUGAUUGUGGAUAUUCUGUUGAGGUUGCCUGUGAAGACACUGUCGCAGUUCAAGUGCGUUUGCAAGCAUUGGUGCUCUAUCAUUGGAAGUUCAAGUUUUGUAAACAGUCAUCUUACCCGGGAGCAUAAUCAAGACCGCCUACUUGUUCGACAUUACAAACCAAGGGAGGGGGACAAUGCAUAUGCUUUAUAUUUAGAUGAUACCUUAUCUGCAUAUGAAGAGCCUGAUUACCUGCAGAUUCCUACAUCUGUUUCAUCUCUGAUGGGACCCUUGAAUGGUAUAUUCUGUCUGAUUGGUAUGAUGGGACGAAUUGCUUUAAUGAACCCGGCCUUGAGACAAUUUAGGCCUCUCCCAUCAGUUCCUCCGAAUGUCCAACCUCAUCUAACCACUUAUGAUGAUUUGCUAGGAUUUGGAAUGGACCCAAAUAAUGGAGAUUUCAAGGUAGUUUUAAUUCAAUACUUUUGGAAUGAAGAUACGGAUGUCCCACAUUUUCCUUCUCAGGUUUCUGUUUACAGUUCAUCUAUGGAUUCAUGGAAACAGUUUGAGAAUGCGGAUUUGGUCAAUUCAACUCGAUAUGCAUUUCGUUCUCUGUGUAACACAUACUUGAAUGGAGUUUAUUAUUGGCUGACAGAGUUCAAUGAGACUGAUGUUGCUAUCUUGGCAUUUGACAUGAGCACUGAGAAGUUUCAAGAAAUACAAGUGCCAGAUUGUAUCAAAUCUAAAGAGGGGGACCUUGCUUUAUAUCAAGAUUCAAUAGCUUUACUAUCAUGUGAUCUAGACAAGGAGUUUGACAAGUGUGUCGAUAUAUGGGUAAUGGACAAGGAUGAAUGCUGGACCAAAUAUUUCACAGUAGGCCCUUUUCAAGAGAUCAAAUGGCCCCUUGGUUUCUGGAAGAACAAUGAGCUCUUGUUAGAAACAGGAAGUUCACUUUUGACACUGUACGAUGUCUUCGCCCGGAGAAUUAGAACUGUUGAAUCUCUAAGAAAAGAGAAUGGUUUCUUCAUCUACUGGAUUUUUACUUACAAGGAAAGUCUCGUGUCAAUUAAAGGAGACGGGAACAAGUGCAAGCUUUGGGACGCGUCUUCAGAAAUUGUGAAGGAUUUCUUCAAGUCAUCGUGAAAUGUACCACUAAAUGAAAAAAAAAAUGCAUAUAUAUAUAUACAUAUAUGUUCUUGCCUGAAGUCCGUUUUCUAACUGUAUAAAUUUGUUCAGAUGCAGCAUUUAAUGGAAAAGCUAGCAAAAGGUAUGCAAACCCUCUAAAAAGGUUUGCUGGCUCAACUUCCUUAAUCGUUACAGCUCAAACACUUAAUCUGAUCUUCGAAACAUGCAGUUGAGAUAACUCUUUUAUCGGCUAAUUCUUAGGAUCUUGGUGAAUAUUGGCAUGAAUUUCCUGUCUUGCACCCCUCUAUUGUUCUUUUUAAGUAUAGUUUCUUGUUUCCCCCAACAUUAGGAGAUGCUUUUGUCUUGAAUACUCAUAGCCAUUGAAUCUUCUGCUUCACUGUUGCAAUUAAGUAUGGCUCUUUUUAUGCCCCCUAAUUUAUUCAGGUGGCAUUUUCUUUUAGUCUAUGACUGCCUUGUUUUUACUGUGCAGUGAUUCCGGGGGAAUGUCAUCAUCAACCAUCAUGUUAAUAGUAAAAUUUGGGUUGAAGGGUUGUCUCUGAGGUUGGAAGAAAUUUCUGUCCUGCGGUGGAAAUCUUUUCAACAUGAGUUUCCGGGGCUGGUUUUAAUGUUUGUAGUGCAAAUUUACCAUGAGGUUCAUAAUACCAUCUCUCUCUUACUUUUGCUUUCA